Molecule: messenger RNA, 2407 nt
Organism: Paramisgurnus dabryanus
Lineage: Eukaryota; Metazoa; Chordata; Actinopteri; Cypriniformes; Cobitidae
Gene: fstl3
Product: follistatin-like 3 (secreted glycoprotein)
Biological process (GO): regulation of BMP signaling pathway; negative regulation of activin receptor signaling pathway; cell differentiation
Cellular component (GO): extracellular region
Molecular function (GO): protein binding; activin binding
Source: RefSeq, a predicted model, not a curated record
CUCAAGUACACAACACUUCAAGACUCCACAUCAGCAACGUAACUGGCUGGAAUGAUCGCCCAUCCCAGAAGCAUAAUUUACUCGGGCAAAAUAUUUAUACAGAGGCGGACCGAAAUCACUUACAACAAGUCCAUUCACUAAACCGACUGGAAACAGCCCACGAGACAGACCGCACCGUCUUUUUAUCCGUACAAAUAUAUUUUUGUAAGGAAAGUCGCUGCUUACUUCAGACAAUCUGUGUGAAGAAGUACUCACCAUCACCAUGAACUUUUUGGCUCUUCUACACGCGGCGAUACUCAUUUCAGUUUGUGAAAUUCUUGGAAAUCAUCAAACACACGCUGGCAUGUGCUGGCUGCAGCAGGGUCCAGAGCACCGCUGCGACAUGGUGCUCAUGAGAGGUGUAAGCAGGGAAGAAUGUUGCACGGCUGGCCGUCUGGACACCGCAUGGUCAAAUACCAGUCUGCCCAUCAAUGAAGUCAGCCUACUGGGAUUCCUGGGUAUAGUUUCUUGCAAGCCAUGCAAAGAAAACUGCGAGGGUGUGAACUGUGGCCUUGGAAAAGUGUGCAAGAUGAAGGGUGGACGUCCACAGUGCGUGUGCUCUCCAGACUGUUCCAACAUCUCUACUAAACACGCUGUGUGUGGGAGCGAUGGGAACUCGUACAAAGACGAGUGCGCCCUUCUGAUGGCUCGCUGUAGAGGUCACCCUGACUUGGAAAUUAUGUACCAAGGGGAGUGCAAAAAGUCCUGUUCUAAUGUCGUAUGUCCUGGUACGCACACCUGUGUGACGGACCAGACCAACAGCGCCCACUGCGUCAUGUGUCGCACCGCACCCUGUCCAAUGCCCAUGAUCAAUGAGCAAACCAUCUGUGGCAACGAUAACAUUACUUAUCCCAGUGCAUGCCACCUGCGUAGGGCUACCUGCUUUCUGGGUCGCUCCAUAGGCGUUCGCCACUAUGGACACUGCAGAAGUAAUGAAGAAAGUGAGGAAAAUUCACUCUACUAAGGAUGCCAGCUUUUCUCCCCUAUGUACAUAUUAUAACGGCACAUAAGACAUGAGAGAGACCCUGUUUGAAACCUUAUAGCAUCACAACAGGAUCCUCUGUUUCAAAAAACCCCGCUAGUAUAAUUUUAAACGCAUGCAAUACAUACUUAAAGGGAAAUGUGUGCAUUUGCUUUGCCCGAACUGAUGAACUGACAAUGUGCAUAUUGUAAAUAUACUACAAACUACUAUUUAUUGGAGAAAUGUAAUGAAGUCAGCGUUAUUUAUGUUUUAACACGUUUGAGACACCACAUAGUAUCCAUAGUUCAUCUGCCUUUAUUUUCAACCACACUCCGAAUAAUGCCACACGCAUAAUGCAAUACAUCUCUGUACACUAGUAUUUAAAUUUAUGUUAUCAGUGCUACAUUUUAAUGGGAUAGUUUACUUAAAAAUAAACCCAAACACGUAUGAUUUUUCUGUGAACCACAACAGUAGUUUUUUUUUUAAAGUUUAGUUUUUUUCUCAUGUUUAAUGAAAGUGGUGACCAGGUGGUUUCAAGAUAGAUAAAGUUGAGUGUUUUAUACUAUAGAGUUCAAGGUUUUAUUUAGUAAAAUCCCGCUUGACAUGAUAAAUUCCUUUCAUGUUUCACAGAAGAACAAAGUCAAACGGGUUUCGAAAGACGUGAGGCCAAGUUGUUUAUUUUUGGGUGAACUUUCCCUUUAAAUGCAGCACAUUGCAACAUUAUUACUUCACACAGUCUUUGUUAAACUUGUCAUAGGUUGGAUACAUCAAUCACAGCAAAAUCAUAACCAUAAAAACACAAAAAUGGCCAUGCGGUUGAAAAUCGUAUGGAUGUGGACUAUUUACUUAUUGAGAUAAAGUUUUGUGCGUGUGCUGGUUGUAUUUGCAAGGAUUACUCAGCCAAAACAGCAACGCUUCCAGACCUUGCGCUGCGGUGGACGCUACAUUGGCACGAAGACAAAACUGAGCCACCCACAAAGCAAUGAAAUUACCAGCUACAGUCUAAUGGUAGCAGUUUUUACGAGGGCACUGGGACGGUGAAAAAAUGUACAGUACAUUCGACUGUUUUAAUGGUUUUCACAUUUUUGGGCUUUGUUUAUGUCAUUUCGUGUGCCUAGUUAUUGGGUCACUUGACCUUGUUGUGUACUUUUACUGGUGAUAAAGACAAUUUGAAUGACUAGACGUUGUAAAAAGUCAGUCCUUUGUUUAUUAUUUUUAAUUCCCAGUUCUGUGAAUUGUAUUGGUUGUAUUGUACCGAUAUGUGUAACCUUUAUUUUAACCUUUUUGUAAAUACUUUUGCAGUAUCAUGAGUAUAUACUGUGAAAUUAUCAAAACACCAGGUUAUUUUUGUACUUACAUUUCAUUUUAAAUUAAAACACAAAAUAAAUGUUGUGUUAAUUCCUAUGA